Solanum dulcamara is the source of this 1064-nucleotide messenger RNA. RefSeq names its product PRA1 family protein B4-like. Bases 159 to 842 code for a protein of 227 amino acids. The transcript has a single exon. NCBI's taxonomy places the organism in Eukaryota, Viridiplantae, Streptophyta, Magnoliopsida, Solanales, Solanaceae. The record is from RefSeq and is a predicted model, not a curated record. Gene Ontology annotation, cellular component: Golgi apparatus; endoplasmic reticulum. Gene Ontology annotation, biological process: vesicle-mediated transport.
UACAGGUGAAUAAUAAAUUGAUGAGUCAUAAAUUCAUUGAAGAAGCUUAGAUCCACAGAAAAAAAUUGGAUCCCCUUUCUCCAUCAGUCAACCCCUUCCAUUAACCGUAUAAAUCAACCAAAAUCCCCAUUUUGCAUUUCACAACAAAAUUCUCAACAAUGGCAACCGCUUCAUCAGCACCAGUUCUUCCAAUUUCCAACACCAAAACCACCGACGCCGCCACCACCACCACCAUCACCGCCGACACCCAACAAACCAUUACCGGUGUGGGUCCUACCCCUGCUCUCCGUUCAUUCAUCAACCGCAUCUCCGACACCGUCCAAAGUGGUCUCUCCAAUCGUCGUCCUUGGUCUGAACUCGUUGAUCGUUCUGCCUUCUCUAAACCUGAAUCUGUCUCCGAUGCUACCCUCCGUAUCCGCAAAAACUACUCCUAUUUCCGUACCAAUUACCUUUCUCUCCUCGCCGUUGUCCUCGCUUUCUCUCUCAUCACAAACCCAUUUUCCCUUAUUCUUCUCAUCGGUCUCCUCGCUGCUUGGCUUUUUCUUUACCUUUUCCGUCCAUCAGAUCCGCCUUUGGUUCUAUUUGGUCGGCAGUUUUCUGAAAGGGAAACGCUUGGGGUUCUUCUUCUUUCCACAAUCGUUGUUAUUUUUCUCACCAGUGUUGGAUCUGUUCUUGUUUCUGCUUUGAUGAUUGGUCUCGCAAUUGUUUGUACACAUGCUGCUUUUAGGGUUCCUGAGGAUCUUUUCCUUGACGAUCAGGAGUCUCCGGCAACUGGGUUUCUCUCUUUCUUGGCUGGCGCCGCCCCUACCUCGGGCCCCGCUGCUGUUUCCGCUAGGGUUUGAGGCUUACGACGCCGUAUUGGGGUCCAAGGAAAUUGAUUCUUAUGAAGGUAACUGAAACUUUAGUAGAUAAAGAGAAUAAUCAAAAUUAUAUUAAGUUGGGUUGAUUGUUCUUUUUUUGUUUUUGUUUUUGUUUUUUAAUAUGGAAAUGUAUAAUCAGGAUCUGUUGGGGAUUUUGUUUCUGUAAUUUGUUAUACAAAAUUAUGAUGUCUAAUCAUUGAUUGA